Dermacentor albipictus is the source of this 2074-nucleotide messenger RNA. RefSeq names its product transmembrane protease serine 9-like. Gene Ontology annotation, molecular function: serine-type endopeptidase activity. NCBI's taxonomy places the organism in Eukaryota, Metazoa, Arthropoda, Arachnida, Ixodida, Ixodidae. Gene Ontology annotation, biological process: proteolysis. The record is from RefSeq and is a predicted model, not a curated record.
AUAAAAGGCUCGCUCGAUAACUUAAAUCGACAAAGAGCAACCUAUCGAACUGGACUUGCGAUACUUGCUGCGCCUCUGUCGUCUGGCACAAGGAAUUAUGGGCGCCGCGGUCCUAUAUGCUUUCAUGGCCGUCGGCUGGUGCAGCUUGGGGGCGGCGUCGGCGUGGACCAACCCCGACGGGUGCGGCCGGACGCCCAUAGCCCCGGCGCUCGAGAGCCACGAGGACCGGGUCGUGGGCGGCCACGAAGCGGUGCCCGGCAGCUGGCCGUGGCACGCCGGACUGCACAGCAGCCCGUUCUUCGAGAGCGCGUACUUCUGCGGCGGGGCGCUCAUCUCGGACCGCCACGUGCUCACCGCCGCCCACUGCCUCGAGUACCGCGCUGCCUACAACGUUUUCGCUCACGUCGGCUCACACAGUCGGAGCAGCCGUGACUUGACGGAGCAGUACGUGCGCGCCGAACACCUUUGCAUGCACGUUGACCCAACGAUGGACAUCGGGAUAGUCAAGCUUUCGAGUAGCGUAAACUUCACGGACACCGUUCGACCAGCCUGCCUGCCUGAACCCGGUUCCGAAUUGGCUGAUAGGACGACGCUCUACGUCACCGGCUGGGGACAGACGGACGAGUUCGAUCCCCAUUCUCGACCGGAGGGGCUGAAGCAGGUGAUGACCAAGAGCGUGGCCAACGAUCGCUGCGUGAAGGAAUUCCACGAAGUACCGAACUACCUGCUGUGCGGCUCAUUCGAAGACGGCACUCCUUGCCAGGGUGACAGUGGAGGACCUCUGGUUCGCAAGGGAGACGACGGUGCCUGGGUUCUCGAAGGGAUCGUCCACAAGGGCGGCCAGCUGUGUAAAACCUUGAGAAACACGAGGGCCAUGCGCUACGUGAAGGUAUCCCACUUCGUCAACUGGGUGGACGAUUACAUGCGAGCGGACGCUGAAGGACGCGCCGAUAGUUUCUGCGACAUGGCGCCGAACUUCAAGCUCGACCGAGGAGAGACUUGCGACUCGGAGUCCGAAGAAGGGGACUAUGCUUUGAUCGCGGAAGAAGGCGUCGGCGUCGGCUCUCGCCAAAACAUGGUUCUGUCAUCGGCUGGUGGCGCCGUUGCCCUGGCGCUGGUUUUCUGGGCCGCCGGAUUUGUAGAGGCGAGGUCCGCGCCAACCUUUGAGCAGUGCGGAAGGCCGGCCAUCGAACCAGUGCUGAAUGCCGAGGACAGGAUCCUGGGCGGCACUGAAGCAGCUCCCGGAAGCUGGCCCUGGCAGGCUGGCUUCCAGCUGCACCACAAUUUGAACUUUGAGCGCCACUUCUGUGCCGGCACGCUAAUUGACAGACGCCACGUGAUCACGGCCUCGCAUUGCGUUCGGUAUCUUCCUCCAGUGGUACAUUUCCUAAUCCGGGUGCAUCUGGGGUCUCACUCAAGGGAAGCCACGGACCCAGGAGAAAUAGAAGUUGGUAUAGAGCACGCCUGCGAGCACAGGGCUUCUUUCAAGACAUACAACGACAUCGCCAUCAUCAAGCUCGACAGAGACGUUCCCCUGAGCAAGUUCAUUCAGCCAGUCUGCCUGCCUAAAUACUCGCUCAACGACACCUUGCCAGGAAACACCGAACUUUAUGCUACUGGCUGGGGCAAGAUUGACGGGGACACGGACGGGGACAUGGCCGACGUCCUGCGGCAGCUGGAGACGCGGACGCUGAACGCCGACGAGUGCCAGCAGCGGCUCAGCGUCAAGUUGCUCGACACCAUAAUCUGCACCGAACACGUAGCCGGCUCCACUUGCCACGGCGAUAGCGGAGGGCCCCUGGUGCGCCGAGAUGGUAACGGCACCUGGUUCUUGGAAGGCGUCAUUUCCGGAGGCCCACGCGUGUGCGGUAACACCAAAACGCCCAUGCGGGCGACGCGGGUGUCCCGCUACGUGCGCUGGAUUGAAGAGUACCGGCGUCGCGACGCCGAGGGAACGCUUGAGGACUUCUGCAAACCGACCCACGUCAAGGGUGCCGCGGAACCAUCCGUGUGAACACGGACAACUUUGUAGGUUCCAAUAAAGCGCAUGGCUUUGUGGAGCCCUAUACUUCAA